Molecule: messenger RNA, 1383 nt
Organism: Enterobius vermicularis (human pinworm)
Lineage: Eukaryota; Metazoa; Nematoda; Chromadorea; Rhabditida; Oxyuridae
Source: the annotation of a GenBank genome assembly
AUGCCUCAUGGUCCCGAGGCACCAAUCGGCAUCAAAAAUGUGCUUGCAUUUUGGGUUCUUGGUCUGUGCAACAAUUUCGCAUAUGUUAUUAUGCUGAGUGCCGCCGAAGAUAUAUUGUCAUUGGAGGAAGGAAGCACGUCGGAUAAUAGUACUGGAAAAGAGUACAGUUGUUUGGUAACCCAAAACAGGCCAUCAUCAGUGCACUCAGAUAUCGACAGGCUCUGUCCUACUGGCCGAUAUACUUCCUGCUUUAUUCAUCAAAGUUUCAUCGCCGUUUAUCAUGAAUCGAGUGCCCUUUGGGUAAGUGUGGUCGUCGCCAGUAUUGGUUCUGGUCUUGGUGAGGUCACUUACCUGUCGUUAACUUCCCACUUCUCAAAUCGAGUGGUAGCUUCAUGGUCUUCCGGAACCGGUGCUGCUGGUAUUUUCGGAGCAUUUGCAUAUGCUGCACUAACGGAUUCUCAUAUGUUAUCUUUAUCCCCUCGUCAUACUCUAAUAUGCAUGCUAGUAAUCCCCGUCCUAUUUUUGCUAACGUACUAUUGUCUUUUAGAACUGCCAGUGUCUAUUCAUCGGGUACGUCUUACGUCUCCAUCAACAUACCUUGUUCCAAUUACAGUUGAUUACCGAAGGUUACCAGUUUGCGAAAACUCCAGUGACGAAGAAGAUCGUCCAGAAAUAGAAAAUGAAACAGAACCGCUGAGGACUCCAAGACCAUCUUUCAAGGAGAAGGUCAUAGAAAACUCUAUCAUGCGCAAAUCCUGCCUUAACUUCACUUUGGCUAUGAGGGGCUAUAUCAUUGAAGUAUCUAAUUAUCACUUAUUACUUGCACCUUUUCAUUUAAUGCUUGUCAAAUCUCUUCGUUUCUUGUUUUAUCUGCAUUUUCAGCCGCUGCUGAAGUUUAUGAUUCCAUUGUCUGUCGUGUAUUUUGCAGAAUAUUUCAUUAAUCAAGGGCUGGUUCAGUUGCUUGUGUUCGACUGCGCUAGCGGCUUUAAUUUGGGACCGUCAAGCCAGUACCGAUGGUACCAGGUACUUUAUCAAAUAGGUGUUUUCAUUUCCCGUUCAUCUUCAGAAUGCAUCUCACUUCCGCCCAUAUUUCUUCCGCUUCUAGCAGUCUUACAGAUGUUUAAUGCUGGUUUCUUCUUCGUUGAUGCAUUGCGACGUUUUAUACCACAUAUAGCAAUUAUUUUUGGAAUCGUCCUUUAUGAGGGAUUAUUAGGUGGAGCGUCCUAUGUCAAUACGUUUAACGUAAUUCAUAAGACAGUGAGCGCUAGAGACAGAGAAUUUAGCAUGGGUUUCGCUUCCAUGUCCGACUCUUUCGGCAUUGUUGCUGCUGGUUUCCUCGCUAUUCCAGUUCACAAUUAUAUCUGCAAAACAUCUGUAAUAUAA